Molecule: messenger RNA, 5964 nt
Organism: Pelecanus crispus (Dalmatian pelican)
Lineage: Eukaryota; Metazoa; Chordata; Aves; Pelecaniformes; Pelecanidae
Source: RefSeq, a predicted model, not a curated record
GUAUUAUUGAGACUGCAGAUCGCCUGGAUCGUGAGACUACUUCACAUUACUGGUUGACCGUUUAUGCAACAGACCAAGGCAUUGUGCCUUUAUCAUCUUUCAUUGAAAUCUACAUAGAAGUUGGGGAUGUUAAUGAUAAUGCUCCUCAGACCACAGAACCAGUUUAUUACCCAGAGGUCAUGGAAAACUCACCUAAAGAUGUAUCCAUCAUUCAGAUUGAGGCAUUUGAUCCAGAUUCUAGCUCAAGUGAAAAAUUAACCUACAAGAUUACAAGUGGCAAUCCACAGGGAUUCUUUUCAAUAAACCCCAAAACUGGUCUAAUUACAACCACAUCUAGAAAACUAGAUCGAGAGCAGCAGGGAGAGCACAUACUGGAGGUAACAGUAACAGACAACGGUGUUCCUGCAAAAUCAACAAUUGCACGGGUGAUUGUGAAGGUCUUAGAUGAGAAUGACAAUAAGCCUCAGUUCUUGCAAAAGUUCUACAAAAUCCAGCUUCCAGAGCGUGGUAAGCCAGAACGAGAGAGAACUGCUAGGAGAGAGCCGAUCUAUCGAGUUAUUGCUGCAGAUAAAGACGAAGGCCCCAAUGCAGAGAUCUCUUACAGCAUUGAAGAUGGUGAUGAACAUGGCAAAUUCUUUAUUGAACCGAAAACUGGAGUGGUUUCAUCAAAGAAAUUUUCUGCAGCAAGGGACUAUGAUAUCCUUUCAAUUAAAGCUGUAGAUAAUGGUCGUCCACAAAAAUCAUCAACUACACGGCUUCACAUAGAAUGGAUUCCAAAGCCUGUCCCACCCACAGAGCCCAUUUAUUUUGAGGAAGCAUUUUUUUCUUUUACGGUGAUGGAAAGUGACCCAGUUGCUCACAUGAUUGGCGUAAUAGCUGUUGAACCUCUUGGAACACCACUUUGGUUUGACAUAACGGGUGGCAACUAUGACAGUCGAUUUGAUGUGGACAAGGGCACUGGAACUAUCAUUGUCGCUAGACCUCUUGAUGCAGAACAGAAAUCAAAUUACAACUUGACGGUAGAGGCAACAGAUGGAACCAGAUCUAUCAGCACUCAGGUAUACAUCAAAGUUAUAGACACAAACAAUCACAGGCCUCAGUUUUCUGCUUCAAAAUAUGAGGUGGUUAUACCUGAAGAUACCAUACCAGAGACAGAAAUUCUGCAAGUCAGUGCCACAGACAGAGAUGAGAAGAAUAAACUGAUUUAUACUAUGCAGGGCAGCACUGAUCCCAUUAGUCUUAAAAAAUUUCGUCUGGACCCUGGAACUGGCUCUCUUUAUACUUCAGAAAAAUUGGAUCAUGAGACCAUGAACCAGCAUAUUCUCACAGUAAUGGUUCGAGAUCAAGAUGUUCCUGUAAAGCGCAACUAUGCUAGAAUCAUCAUCAAUGUUAGUGACACAAAUGAUCAUGCUCCAUGGUUCACCAGCUCUUCCUAUGAAGGACGGGUGUACGAGUCAGCAGCUGUUGGAUCAGCAGUACUCCAGGUUACAGCAUUAGAUAAGGACAAAGGAAAAAAUGCAGAAAUUGUGUACUCUAUUGAAUCAGGGAAUAUUGGAAAUUCCUUCUUUAUAGAUCCCGUUUUGGGUAUAAUUAAAAUUGCAAAGGAAUUAGAUCGUAGUAACCAGGAAGAAUACAACCUGAUGGUAAAAGCUACAGACAAAGGAGAUCCUCCAAUGAGUGAAGUGACCUCUGUGCAUAUAUUUGUUACGGUUUCUGAUAAUGCCUCACCAAAAUUCACAGCCAAAGAAUAUUCUACAGAAAUCAGUGAAAGUGCCAGCAUUGGCAGUUUUGUUGGAAUGGUUACAGCAUACAGUCAGUCUUCUGUAGUUUAUGAAAUAAAAGAUGGUAAUAUAGGUGAUGCCUUUGCUAUCAACCCGAACUCGGGUGUCAUUGUUUCUCAGAAGAUACUUGACUUUGAAACUUUGCCUGUUUACACUCUAACUGUGCAAGGAACAAACAUGGCUGGCUUGUCCACUAAUGCAACAGUUUUGGUACAUCUUCGGGAUGAGAAUGACAAUACACCAAUUUUUAUGCAGGCUGAGUAUACAGGACUCAUCAGUGAAUCGGCUUCAAUUAACAGUGUGGUUCUGACUGACAAGAAUAUCCCAUUAGUAAUUCGAGCUACAGAUGCUGAUAAGGAAUCUAAUGCUUUGCUUGUUUAUCAAAUUGUUGAACCAUCUGUCCGCAAAUAUUUUGCCAUUGAUUCUAGCACUGGUGCCAUUCGGACAGUAAUGAGUCUGGACUAUGAGGAGACAAAUAUUUUCCACUUUUCAGUGCAAGUACAUGAUAUGGGGAUACCACGUUUAUAUGCAGAAUAUGCGGCUAAUGUUACUAUUUAUGUAAUUGACAUCAAUGAUUGCCCUCCUGUGUUUUCAAGAGAGUUGUAUGAGACAUCCAUUUUGGUUCCAACCUAUAAAGGCGUGAAAGUCAUCAGCGUAAAUGCCACUGAUGCUGAUUCAGGCAUUUUUUCGCAAUUAAUUUAUUCCAUUAUUGAAGGCAACAUUGGAGAAAAAUUUUCAAUAAACCCCGAGACUGGAGAUAUAACGGUACAAAAUACAACUCAGUUAAGAAGCAGAUACGAAUUAACAGUGAGAGCAUCUGAUGGCAGAUUUGCAAGCACUGCAUCUGUAAAAAUUAAUGUGAAAGAAAGCAAAGCAAGCCAGCUGAAGUUCACACAGAGUUCUUACUCUGCAACAGUACAGGAGAAUUCCACAGAGGCAAAAACAAUAGCUGUUGUUACUGCUAUAGGGAAUCAAAUAAAUGAGCCUUUGUUUUACCAUAUUCUAAAUCCAGACAGCAGAUUUAAAGUAAGCCCAACUUCAGGAGUCCUUUCAACAACAGGAAUACCAUUUGAUCGUGAACAGCAAGAAUCUUUUGAUGUGGUCAUAGAAGUGACAGAGGAAUAUAAACCAUCAGUUGUUGCACACGUUGUAGUUAAAGUCACAGUGGAAGAUGUGAAUGAUAAUGCUCCAUUUUUUGUCAAUCUUCCAUAUUAUGCUGUCAUUAAAGUAGACUCUGAAGUAGGCCAUGUUAUUCGACGUGUCACUGCAGUAGAUAAAGAUACAGGCAGAAAUGGAGAGGUGCAUUACUAUCUCAAAGAACAUCAUGAACAUUUCCAAAUUGAUCCCACUGGUGAAAUCUCACUGAAGAAGAAGUUUGAACCAGACACACUAAAUAAGGAGUAUCUGGUCACAGUAGUGGCAAAAGAUGGAGGAGACCCUGCUUUUUCUGCUGAAGUUACAGUCCCAAUUACAGUUAUGAGUAAAGCUAUGCCAGUUUUCGAAAAGCCUUUCUACAGCGCAGAGAUACCAGAAAACAUUCAGCUCCAUAGUCCUGUGGUACAUGUACAAGCAAACAGCCCAGAAGGACUUAAGGUGUUUUACAGCAUCACAGAUGGAGAUCCUUUCCAUCAGUUCACUAUCAACUUCAACACUGGCGUUAUAAAUGUGGUUGCCCCUCUUGACUUUGAGUCUCAUCCAGCCUACAAACUGAGUAUUCGAGCAACAGACUCCCUAACUGGGGCACAUGCUGAUGUGUUUGUAGACAUAAUAGUGGAAGACAUCAAUGAUAAUCCUCCUGUGUUUACAGAGCAGUCUUACACUGCCACCCUUUCUGAGGCAUCUGUCAUUGGAACAUCUGUUGUACAAGUGAGCGCUACAGAUGCCGAUUCUGGAACAAACAGGGGGAUUUCCUAUCACUUGAUUGAGGAUAAUAGCGAAAGUCAUGACUACUUCCACAUAGAUAGCAGCACUGGACUCAUUCUUACAGCAAGAACUUUGGACUAUGAACAAAUUAAACAACACAGGUUACUAAUAAGGGCCAUAGAUGGUGGUAUGCUGCCCUUGAGCAGUGAUACCAUUGUAACUGUUGAUGUAACUGAUCUCAAUGAUAACCCCCCUCUUUUUAACCAAUUGCUUUAUGAAGCUAAAAUUAGUGAACUGGCUCCCCGAGGGCAUUUUGUGACAUGCGUGCAAGCCUCAGAUGCAGAUAGCUCAGAUGUUGACAAGCUGGAAUACUCCAUUCUGACAGGCAAUGACCAAAAGAAUUUUGUAAUUGAUAGCAAAACUGGCAUUAUCACCAUCUCAAACCUACGCAGACAGACAUUAAAGUCACAUUAUAAUCUUAAUGUGUCUGUUUCUGAUGGGGUCUUCAGAAGCUCAGCUCAAGUUUAUAUAACUGUAACCAGUGCCAAUAUGCACAGUCCUGUUUUCAGCCAGAGUGAAUAUGAGGUUGAACUAGCUGAAAAUGCUCCAUUGCAUACGUUGGUGACUGAAGUUAAAGCAACAGAUGAAGAUUCUGGUACUUAUGGCCACGUCACUUACCACAUUGUGAAUGACUUUGCCAAAGACAGAUUUUACACAAAUGAGAGAGGGCAGAUAUUUACCUCUGAAAAGCUUGACCGUGAAACACAAGCGGAAAAAGUAAUUGCCAUUAGUUUAAUGGCCAAAGAUUCAGGAGGAAAAGUUGCUUUCUGUACUGUUAAUGUAAUACUUACAGAUGACAAUGAUAACGCUCCUCAAUUCCGAGCAACAGAGUAUGAAGUAAAUAUUGGAUCUGAUGUUCCACGGGGUACUUCUGUCAUUAAAGUCUGGGCAUCCGAUGCUGAUGAGGGUACAAAUGCAGACAUCACAUAUGCUAUUGAAGCAGAGUCUGAAAAUGUUAAAGAGAAUUUAGAAAUUGAUUCAUUGUCUGGUAUAAUUACUACAAAAGAAAGCUUAAUUGGUUUAGAAAAUGAGUUUCUGACCUUCUUUGUUAGAGCAGUUGAUGGUGGAUCCCCCCAAAAAGAGUCAGUCGUUCCUGUCUAUGCUAGAAUACUCCCACCAGAAGUGCCUCUUCCAAAAUUUUCAGAGCCGUUUUAUUCUUACACGGUUUCUGAGGACAUUCCAAUUGGGACUGAGAUAGAUGUUAUCAAAGCAGAGCAUAAUCAGACUUUAGUAUAUAGUCUGAUUAAAGGGAACACUCCUGAAAGCAAUAGAGAUGAUUUUUUUGUGAUUGACCGACAGACUGGAGAGUUGAAACUUGAGAAGAAUCUUGAUCAUGAAACAACUAAAUGGUACCAGUUCUCAGUUCAAGCACAGUAUGCAAAUGAAGAUUAUAAUGUUGUUUCCUCAGUAGAGGUGAGCAUUCAGGUAAAAGAUGCAAAUGAUAACAAACCAGUUUUAGAGUCCAAUCCAUAUGAAGCAUUCAUCGUAGAAAACAUGCCAGCUGGAACAAGAGUUAUCCAGGUUAAAGGAACUGACUUAGACUCAGGACUCAAUGGGCUGGUUACUUACAGCUUGGAUCCUUCUCAAGAACUAGACAUUAUAGAGUCUUUUGCCAUAAACAUGGAAACUGGCUGGAUUACCACUCUCAAAGAACUUGAUCAUGAGAAACGAGACAAAUACAAAAUCACAGUGGUUGCAUCUGACCGGGGUGAAAGAAUUCAACUGUCUUCUAUGGCUGUGGUUGAAGUUACUGUUACAGAUGUGAAUGACAAUCCUCCACGCUUUACUGCAGAGAUCUAUAAAGGAACAGUCAGUGAGGAUGACCCUCCUGGUGGGGUAAUUGCCAUCUUGAGUACAACUGAUGCUGAUACAGAAGCAGCCAAUAGACAAGUCUCUUACUACAUUACAGGAGGUGAUCCCUUGGGACAGUUUGCUAUCGAAAAUAUACAGAAUGAAUGGAAGGUCUAUGUCAAAAAGCCUCUGGACAGGGAAGAAAAGGAUAAUUACCUUCUAAAUAUUACAGCUACUGAUGGGACAUUUGCAACUAAAGCUGUGGUGGAGGUUAAAGUCCUUGAUGCCAAUGAUAAUAGCCCUGUUUGCGAAAAGGCGUUGUACACUGAGUCUGUUCCUGAGGAUGCCCUUCCUGGCAAACUGAUAAUGCAGGUAUCUGCUACAGAUGCAGAUAUUCGUUCCAAUGCAGAAAUUACUUAUACACUACAUGGCACAGGAGCAGAAAAAUUCAGACUCACUCCAGACACAG